Cavenderia fasciculata is the source of this 408-nucleotide messenger RNA. RefSeq lists its product as uncharacterized. Lineage: Eukaryota; Evosea; Eumycetozoa; Acytosteliales; Cavenderiaceae. The transcript has 4 exons. Bases 1 to 408 code for a protein of 135 amino acids. The record is from RefSeq and is a predicted model, not a curated record.
AUGGUACCUUUAAAAAAUAAAACUAAAAGAUACGAUCUUUUCGGAAGAAUUAAAACUAAUAUAUGUAUUGACAGACUAUCUAUAUCCGUAUUUUUCUCUAUUAUGUAUUUAAAUUUACAAAGUGGUAGAACCGAUAACGUAUUAUCAACUUGCGUCAUAUAUAUUUACAUGUUCAUAGCAUACUUUUCCUUUACUACCAAUCCAUCCGAACCCGAAUUUGUGUUCCAGUUAAACAAUAAUAAUCAAAUCAAUAAGGUCAGAAGUAUUUUAAAAGGUGAGGGCGGACCCAACGUUCAUGUGAAGGGAAGAUUCAAAGCUGGAAGAAAAGACUAUAAUCCAAACUACUCUUUCUACUUCCUUUUAAAAGAAAUAGAACAACAGCCUAAAAGAAGAAGAAUUUCAAAAUAA